Molecule: messenger RNA, 2182 nt
Organism: Lytechinus pictus (painted urchin)
Lineage: Eukaryota; Metazoa; Echinodermata; Echinoidea; Temnopleuroida; Toxopneustidae
Exons: 3
Coding region: 1-312 (103 amino acids)
Cellular component (GO): mitochondrion
Molecular function (GO): glutathione disulfide oxidoreductase activity
Source: RefSeq, a predicted model, not a curated record
AUGGCAGCUUCCUUUGUAGAUACCACGAUUCGUGACAAUAAGGUAGUGGUGUUUUCCAAGACUUAUUGUCCAUUCUGCACGAUGGCAAAGACAGCCCUCGAAAAUGCUGGCCUUCAGAAUUACAAGUUAAUCGAGUUGGAUGAGAAUGAUAAUUGCGAUGAAAUUCAGGAUUAUCUGUUAAACUUGACAGGAGCUAGAUCGGUUCCACGUGUGUUCAUUGGAGGUAAAUGCAUUGGAGGUGGCUCUGAAACUAAAGCCUUGCAGAAUGAAGGAAAACUAACCAAAAUGCUUCAAGACAAUGGUGCUCUGUAAAGCACAUGAGGUUGCUGAGACAAAGUUCCAGAGUCCACCUUUCUCUUCUGUUGUGCGUUGUUGUGCAACAUUUGAACUUGUAGAGUUACAUUUAGGUAUUAAAUAAGAAAAUCAUUUUUUGUACCCACCUAUUAUAAUUAAUCAUGAAAAUGAUAUUCUAUUUGCUUGUUCAUUAUUGUUUGUUAUAAUGAGCUUUGUCAAGUGUUAUCAUCCUCAUGUAUGCAUACACUUUAAAACACAUUAUGUUUUCAACACAUAUAAAUGUAUUUGGGAGCCAGCCUUUGCCAUAAUCAAAGACUAGAGAAGUCUUAAAUAUUAACUAUAAAAUUGGUGAAGGACCCUACUCAUUGGUCAAUACUAUGAAAUAUAAUUUCAAGUUAAUUUGUAGUCCAAGUUUGAACUAACUUACUUAAAUGUCAAACAUUGUUUACUCUGUUUUAUGUUAACUUUGCCCCAUUGGCCCAUUUUCAUGUUUUGUUUUGAGUGCUCGAUAAUAAAGAGAUUGUUUUGAGUGCUCGAUAAUAAACAGAAGAGCAGAUCAGCUCUUCAAAUUGUUUUUAGAAAAAUGCCAGUGCUGUUCUCUGAGGCAUUAGAGAGGGAGUAGGGGAAAUUGACUGAGUAUUUGAUGUGCCUUUUUUUUUAAAGAAUAUCAUAAUUAAACUUGGCAUGCAACACAAUAUUGUACGAGCAAAAAAGACCCAUAUUGUAAGCACCCGUGCAUACUCUACACUUUUUUUUUACAGACUGUUUUUAUUGCAUUGUAUCACAUUCACAGAAUGAAAGAAACUGUUGAUAAUUUACAGGUAAUCUAUUUUAUCACACAUAUAUGCACAAAGCUAAUGUACCUUUUUUUCAUGCAAUUCAUGUCAUGUAAAUGUGGUAUUAUCCUAUAAAAUACAAAUCAUGAAAAUAAUAGAUUUUAGGAAAUUAUUGGAAAUUUAGCAAUCAUUGUAUCUUGAAUGAAAGGAAAGGGUUCUAAUACAUAUGUGCUAUAAGAAUUUUUAAACAUCAGCCUAUGUUUUGUGGAAAUGCUUUACAGUUAGUAUUGACCAAUAUGCACCUUACGGCAUCCUCAAGAAUUUACUUUUCCAAGAGAAAUCAUAAUAUGAACUGGAUUUUCAUUUUUAUGAAUUCACAGACAGAAAGUUUCAAAUCUAAUUAUCUGCACCUCAUUGAGAAAAUUGAAAGCAUACAUUAGCUAUGAAAAGUGUAUGGUGUAUUGUAUCAUUUUUCUCAUUACUGUUUUUUAUUCCGAAGUGUUUCAGAUUUGUCAAAGAAAGUACUUUCAAUUAUGUCCGUCGUAGUGUUCAACAUAAACGUUUAUAACAAGUGAAGUACGUGUAUCAUUCUCACUUGGUACUCAUGUGCAUACAUAUACACUGACAUACUUAAUUUUUGGGGGAAAUUAUUGUGGUAUUGAAAAAAAAUUAUGUCUUCAACCAUUCUUAUUAGUUCAUGUACAAAGCAAAUUUACAAAAAUGCCUGUGCAAUACAUUUCACUAUGCAUAUUUAUUGUUCUACAGUACACUAUAACUGAUGGCCAUUAUUUUGGAAAUCAUGUUAUCUGUGUGUUAAUUCUUAACAUUGACACACCUUUAUUGGUCAUCAAAAUGUAAUAUCUAAAAUUUUUGUUUUUGUAAAUUGAGUAUAUGUUAAGGGUGGUAGCCUGCUUAUUGUGCAAUUGACAGUCUCAUUCUUUCCAUUUUUGAUAAAUUUCCAAAUCAAGUGCCUAUUAUGAUUGUUAUGUGACUUAUGUCAAUAAUGUAAGAUUUCUGUAUAUCAAAUGUGGUUAUGCAUUUAUAUUUCUAAAUUUAACACAACAUUCAAGGGUACUUGUUAUAUUUCUUGUCUAAUAACUUAAUAAAAUCCA